CUUCCGUGAAGCGUACGUCAACAACAGAAUAAAGAGGGUUUUUGUUUCACAGAAAAAUCAGCCGUAUAUGGUUUAAUGUGCAUUAUUUAAUGCAUUAUGUGUCGAUAUCGAGGGCAUGAUCUGGGAUUCAGAACACUGCUUUCCUUCGACAAGGCUGAAGAAAGAGCAUCCUGACCUGUUUUGUGGAUGUUGAUAUAAAGCCAUGGAUGUCCUGCGGGUGCUAUCAGUCACCAUGGGAAGGAUAAGCACGUUCAGAUCUUAUCAGAUCGUAUUGCUCCUGGCUGCAGCUAUGGCGGUGGUAGCGUUCUACUACUUUGGCUCAGAAAAGCAAAACUUCUCCAGCACCACGAAACGGAUCAAGGAAACACAAGCGAGUCACAACACCAACCGUGACGAUGCAGAUCUUUCUUUAGACAUCAGGUCGGGACAAGCAGAAAGCAGGCACGGAAGUCGAGAUGAUUUGGAGGAGAAGCCACAGAGAAUCAAGCGCUUCCAUGCCCUCAUGAUGUUCACAAAGGUUAACAAGAGCUUGAACUUGCAGAAUAAGUUUCAGGUGGCCAUGCGUUCCUUGGCCAAACACGGACGCUUUCUGGAGGACGAGGUGCUGGUUCUUCAUUUCGUCUCGGAUGUUGGGAGUCAGGAGAUAGGAGAAAGGAUGCUCCAGGAACAUCUGCUGGAUGCAACCUUCCUGUAUGAGGUGGUGUUUCAUAAUGUGGAUACACUUACAGAGAAGUUAUUCCCCAUUGUAGAAGCUAUGCAGAAGCACUUCAGCGCAGGGUCUGGUGCGUACUACAGCGACGCCAUCUUCUUCCUGUCUGUGGCAAUGCACCGAAUAAUGCCUGCAGAAAUAAAGAGAAUUGUUCAGCUGGAUCUGGAUCUCAAGUAUAGAAGCAACAUAAGAGACCUCUUCCUAGAGUUCAAGCAUUUUUCUCCUGAAGCUGUCAUUGGAAUCGCACGAGAGAUGCAGCCGGUUUACAGACACACUUUCUGGCAAUAUCGCAAAGACAAUCCCAAAUCCCACGUUGGAGAUCCUCCACCAGACGGUCUGCCCGGCUUCAACAGCGGAGUGAUGCUUCUGAACCUCGACGCCAUGCGUCGCUCAACUUUAUACAACCAGCUUCUGGAGCCCAAGCGGGUGACGCAGUUCGCCGAAAAGUUCCACUUUCGGGGUCAUCUGGGAGAUCAGGACUUCUUCACCAUGAUCGGUAUGGAGCACGGGGAGCUGUUUUACCCACUGGCCUGCGGUUGGAACCGACAGCUGUGCACAUGGUGGAGGGAUCACGGGUAUGGGGAUGUUUUCCAGCUGUAUUAUCAAUGUGAUGGGCCGGUCCACAUCUUCCAUGGCAACUGCAAUUCUCCCAUACCUGAUGACUGAGUGUGAACCAUGACGGAAAGAUUCCCAAAGAUCCAAAAUUCAGACACAUUUAUUCCCAGAUCAGUAUUACUCAAUAUACUAUGAUUCUUCGCAGUUUGAAGUACGCUGCUUUUUCCUUCCCAUGAUUCCUUUGUGCACAUGUGCAGCUCUUGCAGACUGUCAGUGGAGAUCACAUUAACUCAUCUUUCUAAUGCACUAAUUUACCCUGAUAUUACCUUGUUUUACACUGUAAUUGGCUAAUGAGAGGUGGCUGCAUAACAGUGAACACAUUGCACAUUGACUUGGAAAUGAAAUUUCUCUGUGAUGUAUGAGUGAAUCUGAAAAGCUAAAAUAGCAUCUAGAACAUCUGAGUAUCGGUGUCGUUUUGAGGUCCGAUCUUGCUGUGGCGCUCUGAUCCGCCUGAGAAAUAGGAAGUUGGAUUGAGGGGAUAUUCAAAACAUAUACAAGAGAUUUUAGAGGGCAGAGCUGUCUGUUGUGGUUGGCUGGCACUUAUCGAGCAAUGCUGCUCUUGGCAAACCUCUGCAGAAUUCUGCGAAACGUUAGUAAUAACCUCCGCAAUGUCAAAUCAACAGGGCGGAGAAACAGAGGAUCUCCCUCGACCCUGCGCUGCUUUGUAAUAGGUAUUCGUGGGUGUUGCCAGGCUUUUGUGAGAUCCCACACUAAACUCUAUUGUGUCAAUAGGCCGAUAUUGUGAAGCGAGGAACAAGCAUGUCUUGGGGGUUUUCCGUUAAUUAGUUUUUUGUUUUAGUGGGAAUGCAGUUGUGUUUUGUCUAGCUGGUUCUGUGUGAGUCAUUUUAGACUUUGAUGAAUUGAUGUUGUUCUACUUUAGCCUGAUCAAAUGAAAGGCUUAAUGUUAGUCAUUGAACUGGUGGUCCAAUCUCUUGCAUUCGCACACAGUUUAUAUUAUUAUAUUUUCAUAUAAAAUGAAACUGUUGUUUAUGAGAUUUCUUUGUAAAUCAUUUGAAUGGUUCAAUUCAUUGGGACAAGCAAGGUAGAAUUUACACUGCGAUCCGAUUUGCUCGUAUGGGACCCAUUGCUUGUAAUUGGUUUACACGUAUCAUAUGCUUUUGUUGGAGUUGUUAUGUGACUUUUAUGUAUGAUUUUUCUUUCACAGGAACCACUCAGGAAAUGCUGACUGGGUGAAUUUUUAGUGGAUUUAUUGUGAGAAAGUUUCAUAUAAUUUUUGCAUUGUUUUCCUUUUCUUAAAUAUUGAAUGUAAAACAAAUAUAUCUGUCUACAUAUGUUGUCAUAAAAACUGGAUGUAUUAACAUCAACGAAUCGAAUUCAAAUGAAGAGGUACCAUAUUUUUGAGAUAUCAAAAAUGGCUUGUAUUAAAGCUCAGAAUAAAAUGUCUAGUAAUUACUUGUAAA
Triplophysa dalaica is the source of this 2745-nucleotide messenger RNA. It is a transcript of the gene xxylt1, whose product is annotated as xyloside xylosyltransferase 1. Bases 203 to 1375 code for a protein of 390 amino acids. Gene Ontology annotation, molecular function: UDP-xylosyltransferase activity. NCBI's taxonomy places the organism in Eukaryota, Metazoa, Chordata, Actinopteri, Cypriniformes, Nemacheilidae. The record is from RefSeq and is a predicted model, not a curated record. The transcript is spliced from 5 exons.